ACAUCAGUAACUCUUAUAGUUGGGGAUGUACAGUGCUGUCCUUUCAUGUCCAUCUGUAGAAUCUUCCAGCUCCGUAUCAAGAGCGUUUUCUUCUGGGCUGUUUGACGGCAUACUCACAGACGAAGUUUGUAAUGGAGGAGCUGACCAGUCUGUGCCACGACGUUGUCAGGGAGCACCAAUUGGAUAUCACGCGCAGCGACGAAAACGAGCUGGUCAGCGAUACCAGAGACGACCUUGAAGGCGCAACAAGAUUUAUAGAGCGCAUGCUAAAGAUCUGCACCCUUGGCUGCGUGCGUGAACAGUUGGGCUACAAACAAAAUCCUGCAACUUCGGGGGAUCGCGCAAUAACUUACAGCGGCUUCAACAACCAAAAAUCAUUUUUAAACGCUAUCAGACAUUAUCAAGCGCUCCACAAGAGGAAACAUGUGUUUUUUCAGAAUAAAGGUUGCGUUGCCGUCGACAUCAAACACAGACGACUGUUCAAGGCUCCUAGUGUAAUAGUCGGAAGACGAAGACGCGUCGCAACUGCCCAGUGUGUUGCUCUCCUCUUUAAGCCAAGGUAUACAGUAGAUCAAAAAUCCAUAUUGCAUGGCAUAGAAUGAGCAUCCAUGAUAUACCAACCUAAUUAAAAGAGAGACUACAUCACGCAAACGCGCCCGUUCAUGCGAUGGAUCUGCUAAUGACUUCACUGACAGCACCAGUGUUGCUCGCGUCGGUGCUCGUAAUGCUCGUGGUGUUCGCUGUUGCGGUCGUGUUGGCAACUAAAUAGAAUUGAACACUUAUUUGCUUGUGUACUACACAAUGCAAAAAUGAUUUGUCAAAGAUUUAAUAUAGAAAGCAAAAUUUAAUAAUAAACAUAUUGUCA
Molecule: messenger RNA, 865 nt
Organism: Zychaea mexicana
Lineage: Eukaryota; Fungi; Mucoromycota; Mucoromycetes; Mucorales; Lichtheimiaceae
Exons: 4
Coding region: 132-602 (156 amino acids)
Source: RefSeq, a predicted model, not a curated record